AUGAAAUCAGAAAGAAUCUCCUAUAUGACUUACAAGGAUAAUGUUGAUUAAGACGAAUUCCACUCUGUGCUUGAUUUAUAACAAAAUAUUCAAAGUCGACCAACUCUAUACAUACGACCAAAAUAAAUACAUAGGAACACAUUAUAAUUGGGGAGUAUUCAAGAAUCCAGUAUGGAGCCUUUGCUGAAUAGUGAAACCUAAUUGUCCAAAUUGGUACCUCGAAAAAGAUAGGUGGUUCCAAUUGGACAAGUCAAGAGGAAUCGAGUAGAAACCUUGUUGUUGAGAUCAAGGCCUUAAAGACAAAAGUCUUAGUUAGAAUGUUCUUUGGAUACUUCUGCUGCAUUGAUUAAGUUGAUUAACAAGAAUCGAUGGAUUAGAUAUUUAAUGAAUCUAUACAUUUGGUUGAAUAUCGGGUUGAGAAUUGGAUAUGUGGCUAUUGUUAUAUUUUUUGUGAUAAAAAAUGAUUAUAAUAACUAAGCUUAGGAUGAAAACAGUUAAGAGAUAAUGACGUAAUUUUAUUGGUGGAUUCCAGGUUCCUUUAUUGGAAUUAGACUAAUAUUUAUAUUGAUAAUCUACAAAUUACUUUCUGUAGGUGUUUAGACGAGAGACACAAGGAUUAAAAUUGUUUAUGAUACUUAUGAAGCUUGGUUUAAUAAGACCAUUAAUGAAAGGGACCAGUUAUUGAUUAGAUGCAAUUAGAUGGUCAUUAGGAAUGGAUAAGACGAAUUGGAAUUGAGGUAACUUUAAUAGUAAGUGAAUUCUUUAAAUCGAUGGCUUUUGAUACUUAAAACAUAUAUUGUUUUAAUUCCCCCUGAGUGUCAAUUCAUAUUUUUGAAAUAAAAAAGCAAUGGUUUUUUUGUAGGUGCAAAAUUUUAUAAUGAAAUCAUUAGAAAUACUGUUCUUUACACCUUAAUUGAUGUAUUUUUUAUUGAUAGAAAAACCAUUGACGAUGGAAUGGGAUCGUUUAUCUGGUGA
This is a messenger RNA of Paramecium tetraurelia, 975 nucleotides long. RefSeq lists its product as uncharacterized. The transcript is spliced from 2 exons. Lineage: Eukaryota; Ciliophora; Oligohymenophorea; Peniculida; Parameciidae. The record is from RefSeq and is a predicted model, not a curated record.